AUGGGCAUAGAAACUGGCAUAAAAUCGCAUACUUGCAGUAUCUAUCAUCGCCCUCGGUCAGAUAAGUUCCAUCGUCGUUACCCUGCUGGCCAGGGUUAUCCUCGCACCCAUUCCAUCUGUCGCCGUUGUCAUCAGGAACAGCGUGGAGUUACAAGUAAAUCUCAUAAGCAACCGGUUUGCCAGCAAACACACAAGAGCAAACCCAUGCGCCGAAGUAUCAUUAUCGCAGUCAAGACCAUCUAUCGUGCUCUAAUAAGUGGCAACGGUCUAAAUAUCCACGUUCACCACCAUCACUGGUAUCAUAGUAACAGGGACAAGGGCAUAACAAAGGAGAAGAAAAGGCUCCGUCCAGGGUCUAUAGAGAGUACUAGAAACCGACCUAUACAGGUUGCUAAGCUUACUGAUGGCCCGGCGCCAUUGCCAUAUGAGCUGCCUGCAUAUCAAGAAUUAACCUACAGACCAUCACAAUCAGAACAGAAGCCACUAUUUAGAUUUCAUAUUACAGAGUAUAUUUAG
Messenger RNA from Fusarium oxysporum Fo47, 516 nucleotides. RefSeq lists its product as uncharacterized. Lineage: Eukaryota; Fungi; Ascomycota; Sordariomycetes; Hypocreales; Nectriaceae. The record is from RefSeq and is a predicted model, not a curated record. The coding region runs from base 1 to 516 and encodes 171 amino acids. The transcript has 2 exons.